GGUGGAACAAUCUAACACAUCACUUUGUACUUCGCGCAACAUGUGCUUGGGUGCGCUGUAUUUCUUUUUUUUAAUUUAGUGAUAUUUCACCUCAGAAAAAAAUCCCAAAUUACAUGCCAGUUGCAUUACAACGGUUUUGCGAUCUAUUGUGCUGUUUAUUAAUACAUUUUAUACACUUCAGACAAACAUCCACGUGAAAAGGAGGUAACGAAACGUUUGACCAAACUGGGACAACAGUUUACUUUCUACUUGUUUCUGAUGAUGUUUUUUGCCGCCUGUCUUUACGGAGUGACACCUUUCUUCAUCAUGGCCUAUAAUUGGUCCCAGGGACAGAAACCUCUAGUAAAACUGUUGCCAUUCAAGUUAGCAUUGCCGUUUGAUUCACAAAACUCUUUCUACUUUGUACUAACAACAAUAUUUUUAAACUACGCCUCCGCUCCUACCAUAACCUCACAAUCGGGCAGUGAUGCACUAUUCGCUGGCAUUUGUCUCUACCUUUCUGGUCAGUUUCAAGCAAUCCGGCUGGAAGUGGAAGCUCUCUCAGUGACACAUGAUGAUAGGUCGUUGAAGGAAUCUUUUAGCAAAACGCAACGCAUAAAUAAGGAACUGCGGCGUAUCAGCAAGCGACAUCAAGAGAUUAUUGACUUAGUAGCGGAAGUACGUCGUGCUUUUAUGCCAAACGUUUUGCUUGUAUACACGGCCACAGCCAUCAUCAUGUGCAUCGUUUGCAUAGCAUUGCUGGUGGUUAGUGAAAAGCACAGGUUUGCAUACGCUCAUUACGAUUUGAAUGUUUACCCUUCCCUUGUUGUACAGGUAGAAGGAAUCUAUAAGCUCACCUACUUACCAUACGCAUUUGCCGAGUUAACCUUACUGUUUUUGUACUCGUACAGUGGCACAAUCAUCCGCGACUCGGUACUUGCUAGGCUGGCAAAGCUUUUAAAAGAACUCAUUUUCUUAAUCCAAUGUUUCAUCUUCCAGAGUGAAGCCGUACAAACGGUGGCGUACGAUUUCCCUUGGUAUCGAUUCGACCGCAACACUCGUCAUCUUAUUCAAAUGAUGAUGAUUAGAGCUCAAUACGGAUCUAACGUUGACGUACCAUUCUUCGAAACAUCCUUGGCCAGCUUUUCGACAGUGAGUAACAUGAUCAUGAUGGUGCGAACCGUUGCGAUGUUUCCACAUGUUUUCCCUUCCAUUCCAGAUCGUUCGUACAGCUUCUUCAUACAUUACCUUAAUGAAAUCCUUCUUGUAAUUCCACACCAAACAACCGGCGUUUUCAAAUUUCAUCAAUAUUCAUGGGCUAUAAAUAAUCCUCAACUUUUUUUUGCAGUACGAGGUCAACCUUUAAUCUUCGCCCCUGUGGCAUUUACCCACAAAUAUUCACACUUGUAAAGAAUCGGAAAAUCUAUAUCAUUAGUAUAAUUAGGUCACCGUCACUGUACUUUUGCUAUGAUGUUAUCAACAACAAAAAACCGCCGUGCCGUUCGUCUUAGAAAACCCACCCCAAGUGUACCUUUCCAGGUUUGGUGCGCAUUUUACGACAUCACAACGAUGACGCUGCGUUCAAGAUGCACUUGCACUGAAAACAUGACGACUUGUCAGGUACGACGACAGGUGCCCACCAUCGUUACUCGCGUGGCAGUAGAGCAAGUUAAUUACGGCAAGCUUAAUGUGUCUAAUAAAAGAUGUUAAUUGCUAGAACUAAAAGCGCGCGUACGUACCCUUUUACAGUAGGUGCUUUCAUCUUGAACUGCCAUCCCGUAAGACGGCGGUCAUGCGAAUGAACCACCAGGAUCCUUCUGGUCACGAAUAGGGUCCCCCUAUUCAUUGCAUGUACGCCAGCUUAAACAUUGUGCCUAGUAUUUGAAUCACACUCAUGCAUGGUUUUUAGCUUUUCGCUCAUUGUACAGAACCACUUAAAAUAUACUUUCGCUUCAACCCAUUCAAACCAAGCCUUUGCAGGCAAGUCUUUUCAUUUGUGGUUAUUGUUAGCAGCCGUAAAAUACGAAUGAAAGUGUGUGGAAAUGCAUGAAUGUUGUUAAUCGAAUGUGUAACAACAACUCGCUGUCUUUUUGGAUGACAUUUUACACUACGAGUAACCCUUUUUCCGAUUGUGGCCUUCUGUGCGACAUAUAUCGCACCCCGUUCAAGGUACUGAGUGUAACAUAUGGUACAAACACUUAACCAGAUUAACUUGCAAUUGGAUCAAUUCAGCUAGAAAAUUGAGUUCUGCACAUAUCCGAUCAUUGCCCCUGGUUUGCCACGCUGUCGGCAGGCGAUUUCCUUGUUAUCGUACAAACGUUUCCAUCGUUUGUAUUUCG
Anopheles funestus (African malaria mosquito) is the source of this 2318-nucleotide messenger RNA. Its product is annotated as odorant receptor 22c-like. Lineage: Eukaryota; Metazoa; Arthropoda; Insecta; Diptera; Culicidae. Gene Ontology annotation, cellular component: plasma membrane. The transcript has 2 exons. Gene Ontology annotation, biological process: detection of chemical stimulus involved in sensory perception of smell; sensory perception of smell. Gene Ontology annotation, molecular function: odorant binding; olfactory receptor activity. The record is from RefSeq and is a predicted model, not a curated record. The coding region runs from base 259 to 1389 and encodes 376 amino acids.